AACAAGAAGAGGCCGACGAAAUGGCAAUUCCUCUUUCUCCGGUCGUUCAUGGGCAUUUUGCGAGAAAACUUAUCGCUGCAUUUAAAAACCAAUUAAACGAAGAAUGCGAACGGCAUAAGGAUUGGAUUUAAGGGCUAGCGAGUGAUGAACAACCAGCGAUAUGGCGGAAUCCAGUGGAUACAGCACCACGUCUCCGCGGGCGACUCCUCCGAGGUGGACAUCCUGGAGUCGGACGGUGGAGCGGGGGCAACGGGCGAGGAUCUGGACCAUAUGGCAGCCGAGAAUCUGAUCUUUAUGGCGCGCGACGGCCAGCUGAGCGAGAUAAUGGCGGCCAACGAGGCGGGCGGAACGGUCCUGGUCACCGCCGAUGGCACCACGGUGGCCUAUGCGGAAUCCUUCGACGACGAUGCCCAAGUGGUCACCGAGGAGGUCAUCACGGACGACUGGGUGCAGCACCAGGGCGCCGAGCGUGUGGAAAUCGCAGCCGAGCAGAUAGCUGGGAUCAGUAGCUCACAGGAACUGCUGGACAUGGAGCAGGAUCAGUAUACUACCCUGAGGCCCUAUCCCUGCGACUUUUGCAGCCGUCGCUUUCGGAAGAAGGCCACAUUGAACAACCACAUGCUGGCCCACCAAAAUGACCGACCACAUCUCUGCAAGCUGUGUGGUGCGCGGUUCUCUCGUCGGGCCGAGCUCAUCAGUCACUUUAAGGCCCACGCAGAGGCCCAAGACGCAGCCGAUGCUGAGGCAGCGGCCGCCGCAGCCGAUUCCUCUUCCGCCAUCAAAUUUGAGCAUCAGUCGCAGCGACAACUGGACGAUCACUAUUACGAGCAGGACUGGCCACUCUACCAGCAGCACCAGCAGCAGCAGGAACAGGAGCAGGCGCAGCAGGAGAUGCAGCAACAUCAUCAGAUCGUGGAUGAGAGCGAGGUUCAGCUGGUGUCUUGCUACCCGGCUACCGUGGUCCCACCUGCAGCUCCGUCGCGGGGCAGAAUCAGUCGGCUGAAGCCCAAGGAGGAGAGCAGCCAGUUCAUCGUGAUUUCCGACAAGCCAGCGGUCACCGAGUUGAGGCAGUACAUGGAGGCUGAUGCGUCUCAGCCUGUGGUCACCACGUCGCAGCCCAUUGCCGUCGACCCGCCUCCUCAACCAAUCUUUCCGGUGCUGGACGACAGCAAACCCUUUGUUUGCCAGCAGUGUGGAUUGGCCUUUGCGCGGGAAAAGGCACUCGUCUCACACACGAAGAACCACCGCGUGGACUCGCCCUUCGAGUGCAACCAGUGCCAGGAAAUGUUCUGGGACAACAACAGCCUACAGGAACACCAGAAGACGCAUCAGUUCGAGGAGAGUAACUCGGAGUACGAUCCUGCCUCGGCAGAGGAUAGCGCCAGCGAAUCGGAAAACGAGGAGCAGUUGUAUGGCGAGUUCUAUUGCUACGAAUGCGGGAUUUCUUUCCACCGCCAGGAUCUGCUUCGACGCCAUGCCAAGAUGCACUACAAGCAAACGGAUCAGGCAGCCGGCGAGAGCAAUUCCGAUGUCACUGCUGGCGGUGAUGUGGAGAUUGCAAAAGAUUCUACGGGUCACUCUUGUACCACAUGCGGAAAGUCCUUCCCCAGCGCUUUGGAGAUGCUCGCCCAUGCCGAGAUCCACGCUCGGUUCCCGCCUUUCAAGUGCGUCCUAUGCGGAGUCAGCUUUUACGAGGAGCAGGCAAUCAAGCGGCACCUGCACACCCGCCACCCCACUGAACUGAAGGCCAACUCAUGUGUGCUGUGCGGCAAGGAGUGCCGCGAUCGCAAGGCUCUGAUUAAGCACGCCUGGGACCAUUCGCGCGAGAAGUGCCAUUCGUGCUCCAAAUGCGGCAAGAACUUCCACAACAAGGCGCGCCUGAAGCGGCACAUGGCCUCGCAUCGCGACAAGUCUGUGGUGUGCGAGGUGUGCCAGGAGGAAUUCCCCGACGGACGAACGCUCUCCAACCACCGGCACUCGCACAGCACCACCUCACCGGGCAAGCUGUUUCCGUGCCACGAGUGUGGCAAGACCUUUGGGUCACGUAGCUCCCAGCAGAUCCACGUCCGCAUUCACACUGGAGAGCGUCCAUAUGGCUGUCGCUACUGCUGGAAGGCCUUCGCUGAUGGUGGCACGCUGCGCAAACACGAGCGGAUCCACACGGGCGAGAAGCCCUACGCCUGUUCAGUGUGUCCGCGUGCCUUUAAUCAACGGGUGGUGCUGCGGGAACACAUCCGCUCCCAUCAUUCUGGUCUGGAUGUGGCGCGAAAUACCUACCACUGCACGGUCUGCUCCGAGGACCUGGCCUCGUCCAAUGACCUCAUCCAGCACCUUAUCCAACACAGUGACUCGAACACCGCCAAACAGCGGCAACCCAUUACGGGGCCGCGCAAGUACAAGCGUCGACGUAAACUGCAGCCGUUCGAGAUUGCUCAUAUGCGUGCAGAGCACAACGAGGCAAACGGCGAAGAGGAGGAGGCCACUGGAGAUGGUGAAGCCGAGGAGUAUGCCAGUGACAUCGACCUUUGCGACUUUGAUGUGGAGAAUGUGGACGAUCUGUUUGACAUGGCCGAGUCGCCCAAGAAGGAGAAGCGAAAGAGGGGAACGACAGCCCCGAAGGCUGAUUCUAAACCCGUGACCAAUGGCAAAGGGGUGAAAGCUGCCCAGGAAAAGAGCAAAGCCAAACCGAGAUAUGACUCCACCAGCAGUCAGCAAUCAGAUCGCAUCUGGGAGGAGAAGUUUAUGCAAGACAGCCAAGUGGCUCUCUUUCAAAUCGAUUCGCUGGUGGUGGUCAACGACACGCAUUUGCAGCCCGCCACCUCCACUGGGUUAGCCGUACCCAACACAAGAGCUGGGGCCAAGCAGCAGGCAAAACUGCAGGCAAAGUCAGCAGAAGGAGCUGGAUCUUUCAACAACUCCGCUGCCACAUCUGUUUCCACAUCGUCUGCCUCCACUUCUAGCAGUCGCAGCAGGAAGAAGGCAGCAACCAACAAGACUGCCAACAAAGCACCACCUGCCAGCAAUUCGCGACCCCGAAUGAUUCACACAGAGAAGGCCAAGGUGACGAGGGGCGCUAGCGGAGACUCCUCUAGCAGUGCGGCUAAGAAGUCGCGCUCCAAGACCUACAUUAGUCGCACGGAGACCAGUAAUCUGAGCCUGGAUAAGUCCCGCAGCAGUGCCUCAAACAUGGUGGAUGACUAUGAGAUAAUUUCUCCAGCCACUCAUCCACCGAAUCAAAUCAGCUCCAGCCCCUUGCAUAUAAAACAGGAACAGGAGCAACAGCAGCGGGUCCAGCUAAUGUACGAUGAUAAUCUGCUGAUAGAUGCUGCUUUACUUAGGGAGAAGACGUAUGAUCUGGAGCAGAUUUUGCGCUCGCCACUGAAACACGAGAGGAAUUCCCGUCUACGCUUUACCAGCGAAUCUUCAAUCACCCCACAGUUUUUGCCCGAGGAAGAGCAAAAUCUGAUCAAGAUCGAGCCAACGUCUCCGGAUUUGCGGGAGAUGGUGGAGAGUCAGCAGAGGGUCACAGCUCAUAGUGGGAGCACUCCGUCGUCGUCCUCCUCCUCUGCCAGAACUUCCAGACAUCUGCGACAGAUCACUGCCAAUGGAACACGGGCAGGAAGCAAAAGAUCUGCGGGAGAUGUGGCCAGCAAAUCGUCACCGGCUCCUGGUGCGGCGUCCAAAAAAGCUAACACUGCCACCAAGGUCAGCAGUAGCUCAUCCUCCUACCUCAGUUAUGGGGUGGAUUCUUACAACGUAAACGUACCUGCCAGCGCCAACAAUGCCGAUGUGGGUGGUGGAUUCUUUUCCAUCUCGGAGGUCGUGUCAGCAGCCGACGCCGCGGAUGCGGCUGCGAAGGCAGCGGCAGCUGGUAAAUCGGAACGGAAAACCCGCAGCUUCGAGUGCGAAAUGUGCUCGGCCAUCUUUUAUGAUCGAGCCCAACUUCUGGAACAUGUACACAUCCACAUUUAGAUGGAAGCUACCCUAACCACUCGCCCGAAGACUUGUAUUUUUGAAACAUCUUAUCCUAAUAUACACAAAUAAUCGGAGUAACUUACCUCAUGGUAUCGAGCAUCGAAAAAUAUCGUUGAUUUAUGCGUUAUUUAAAAACUGAACAUAAAUAUAUAUUGUAGAGAGCAUAGUUCGUAAGGCUUUUAAGUUUGUACCUCAGCUUUUGUUUUGAAGAAUUGGUAUGCUGGAAUAAAUACAUCAUUAAAUGGUUUUUCAUUGCCUUAAA
Messenger RNA from Drosophila suzukii, 4237 nucleotides. RefSeq lists its product as uncharacterized. Lineage: Eukaryota; Metazoa; Arthropoda; Insecta; Diptera; Drosophilidae. The record is from RefSeq and is a predicted model, not a curated record.